This is a messenger RNA of Balaenoptera musculus (blue whale), 1248 nucleotides long. RefSeq names its product centromere protein H (gene CENPH). Lineage: Eukaryota; Metazoa; Chordata; Mammalia; Artiodactyla; Balaenopteridae. Gene Ontology annotation, cellular component: kinetochore; nucleus. Gene Ontology annotation, biological process: mitotic spindle organization; kinetochore assembly; chromosome segregation. The record is from RefSeq and is a predicted model, not a curated record. Gene Ontology annotation, molecular function: kinetochore binding. The transcript has 9 exons. Bases 90 to 827 code for a protein of 245 amino acids.
CCCCUUCCGGUGUCAAUUUAGUGGCGGGAAAAGCGGCCCCUCCUAGGGCAGAGUGUGCCAGUCCUAAGUGGUAGCUCUUCGCGCCGCGGAUGGAGACGCAGUCCGAGGAGCAAGCCGCUGCCGAGACCGCGGACUCCAGAGGGGAAGGCGAGCCUCCGCAGGUCGCCGGCGCCCAGGCGGCGCGUCCCGAGGACCGCAUGACCCUGCUGCUCAGGCUAAGAGCACAGACCAAACAACAACUCUUGGAAUAUAAAUCAAUGGUUGAUGCAAAUGAAGAAAAAACUCCAGAACAAAUCAUGCAGGAAAAGCAAAUUGAAGCUAAAAUUGAAGAACUGGAAAAGGAAAUUGAAGAGGCAAAAAUUGCUUUUGAAAUGAAAAAGCUUGCGUUAGACAGGAUGCAGCUUUCAAGUGCACUUAAAAAACACCUGGAGAAAAUUAACACCAAGACCAGUGUGCUCAUGGAUAACAUGAAACAAAUACUAAGUCUAAAUAAAUUAGUAAUGAAAUCACAGCAGGAAACUCGGGACGUGGAAGAAAAAUUGCUUGAUGUUAGAAAGAAGAGAUUACAGUUAAAACAAGCUUCAGAAAGGAAGCUUUUAGAAAUACAGUCUGAAAAGAACAAACAGAAAGAUGAUUUGGCUAGUAUGGAAAAUUCGGGCAAGAUAAAGACCAUACAACAAAACCUGGAGAUGGAGAUACAGAUUACUACAGUUAUUCAACAUGUGUUCCAGAACCUCAUUCUGGGGAGUAAAACCAACUGGGCAGAGGAUCCUGCCCUUAAGGAAACUGUUCUGCAGCUUGAGAAGAAUCUCACCACGAUUCAAUAAGAAUUCUAUUUUGACAUUUUUUUUGUUUCUGUCUUUAAUGUCAUUUAAAUUGCAAAUUUCAAGUGAAAUGCUUUUCAGUGUUUUUGGAACUGUUCUAAUACUGCAAUUUUUUUUUAGCUUAACAGUGUUACAUGGAAUUUACUGCUUUAAAGAUGAUAAAGUGACUGGCAUAAUCUAAAAGAAUCUGAAAAUCUUAGCCUUGGAAGGGUCCCAAAAGAUAACUAGUCCAGCUUUCCACUGAAUGUGGACUUUUUUUUUUUACAACAUUCCUGGAAGUCCCAACUCUCAUUUGGAAUACUUCUCUGUAUUUGUUUGUCAACCAAAAUAUUGGAAAGUUAGAAAAGCAUAUCCACAUCUUUAUUUUUUUCAACUGUCAAUUGUAUUUUAUUCAAAUAAAUCUCAUUUUAGUUCUAUCUCACUA